This is a messenger RNA of Stegastes partitus (bicolor damselfish), 6433 nucleotides long. RefSeq names its product protocadherin 12 (gene pcdh12). NCBI's taxonomy places the organism in Eukaryota, Metazoa, Chordata, Actinopteri, Pomacentridae. The coding region runs from base 476 to 4018 and encodes 1180 amino acids. The transcript has 5 exons. Gene Ontology annotation, molecular function: calcium ion binding. The record is from RefSeq and is a predicted model, not a curated record. Gene Ontology annotation, biological process: homophilic cell-cell adhesion. Gene Ontology annotation, cellular component: cell-cell junction; plasma membrane.
AAGGAGGAUGAACGGGGAGACCAGACGCCAGCAGCUGUAUGAGUGAGUAACUGCAGGCAGGCAGGCAGAGGCUGGAAGUGAAUGAAGAAAGAGAGGAUGAUAUCUUAAUUAUAGGUUUCUAUAAUUGUGUCCUGACCAGGCUUCUAGGUAUUUGCUUUACAAAACCAACAGUUUUGGUUUGUGGUUGUUUGUCUUGUGAGAAGAGACUGUAGAUUAAAUCCGAGAAAAGCUGGAUUUUCUUAUCAUUUUACCUGGAAAUCUUUUUUGUUUUCACUUGUAAUUUAAGACAUUUUUCGGUCUUGUUUCAAGUCAGUUUAUUGCCUUUAUCUGACAGACGGGAUAUUUUUCUCUUGUAUUUUAAAAUCAGUUUUAAAGCCAGUUUGAAGUUAUUCACAGUUAAGAGCAGAGAUUUUUUUUGUUUUUUGAAAUGUUAGCUUAGCCAGUAGACAGAAUAUUAUUAUUAUUUCACAUCAUCAUGCUGCUGGCUCUGCUUCUGGUUCUGAGUCUUUGCUCGGAGGCUCUCUCCUCUGAGUCGUCAUCAAUAACUAUCCAGUACCGCAUCUGGGAGGAGCAGCCAGCGGGAACCCAGGUCGGCCGGCUGGUGGACGACCUCCGACAGAGGGAUGAAGGCGGCCUGCUGGAGGAUUUCCAGGUGGUGGAGCAGGGACAAGCCCUUCCUUUCUCUGUUACCACUCGGGAAGGGAUCGUCUCCACCCAGGGCCACCUGGACAGGGAAGAGUUGUGCCGGGGUUCGGACCUGUGCGAGGUGGCCUUUAGCGUCCUGUACAGAAAAAGUGGAUAUGUGAACUGCCUGCGGGUUCGUGUGGAGGUGAUGGACUUGAACGACCACAGUCCAAGCUUUCCCGGCACUCUGCAAGAAGUGGAGAUCUCAGAGACCGCCAGCCUCAGGAUGCGAAUCCCUUUGGACCGGGCAGUGGAUCCUGAUGCCGGACCCAACGGCCUCCAGACCUACUCGCUGUCUGUCAACCAACACUUUGCUCUGGAUGUGACUGUUGGUCCAGGUGGGACAAAACAGGCAGAGCUGGUGGUUAUUAAAGAGCUGGACAGGGAGGUUCAGGCCUCCUUUGACCUCAACCUGGUUGCUUGGGAUAAAGGGAACCCACCCAAGUCUGGGAGCACAUUAGUCCGAGUUAAUAUUCAGGACUCAAACGAUAAUAGCCCCACGUUUGAGGACAGUAGUCCCACUGUGGAACUACCUGAGGAUACAGCUAUUGGGACAACCAUUAUCAAGCUGAAAGCCACUGAUCCAGACCAGGGCGCCAACGGAGAGGUGGAGUACUCAUUUAGCAAACACACACGUCCAGAUGUUCAGAAGCUCUUUAAUGUGGAUCGAAAAACUGGAGCUGUGAGUCUCAGGGCACCUCUGGAUUAUGAGGCUCAGUCUUCUUAUGAAGUGAUCAUACUGGCCAGUGAUCGUGGGCCCAAUGCAAUCCCCUCUCACUGCAAACUACAUGUCAAGCUUAUAGAUGUUAACGACAAUGCGCCAAGGAUACGCAUGACCUGGACGCCACCCAACUCACCCGUUGCGACAGUGCUGGAAGGAGCACCGGUGGACACUUUUCUUGCCCUGGUGACGGUCUCUGAUGCAGAUUCAGGAAGGAAUGGACAAGUGAAUGCACUCAUUAAGGAAGGGUCUGGCCCUUUCCACCUUAAACAGAUCCACGGCCACAAUUACAUGAUCGUUACCGAUGGCUACCUGGAUCGAGAGAAGAUCAUGCAGUAUAACAUCACACUCCUCGCUCGGGAUAAAGGAACUCCUUCUUUGUCUUGUCUUGAACACCUGCCUGUCCACGUUUUGGACGAGAACGACAAUUCCCCGGUGUUCUCCACCUCCGUCUACAAGGCCUCCUUCAAGGAGAACAACGUGGCAGGCUACCACGCUCUCAAAGUUGAAGCCCACGACGUUGACCAGGACCUCAGCGGAAGAGUGUCCUAUUUUAUGAGCAACUCCAUCGACCAGGAGGCUAAAACACAGUCUUUCUCAAUUCACCCCAAAACAGGUGUCAUAAGCGUGCAGGAACCUUUAGACUAUGAGGAAUCUCAUGCCUACUCUUUCACUGUGGAGGCCGUUGACCACGGACAUCCACCGCUAACAAGCACGACCACUGUGGAGAUCAACAUUGAGGACAUAAAUGACAACUACCCGGUCAUCAAGGAGCCAAAACCAAGGAAGGGUGUCGCUUCCCUGAGUGUACCUGUCAACGCAUACAAAGGGGAGAUUGUAACCGAGCUGGGAAAUGACAUGGAAGAGGGACCCACCACUUUAUCAUUUGAUCGCUCAGUCAGAGAGGGGUUUGCUGGAUUCCUUGCAUCCACGAUAAAGGCUGAAGAUGAAGACUCAGGCCUAAAUGGAGAACUCCAGUACCUCAUAACCAAUGGAAACCAACAUGAACUCUUCUCUCUGGAUCAGGCUACAGGUCAGCUUUUUGUUAACACGACUAAUGCUACUGAGCUCAUUGGGAAAACCUUUAAGGUGGACAUUUCGGUAUCUGACAUGGGCACUCCCAGCCUGACCACAAAGGCAACUCUAGAGGUGACUUUCAUCAACCUCAAGGACCAUCUGAAGAAUUCGUCACCAGGAAACCGUGGGCAACUCAGCUUCACCAUGAUGAUGGCAAUCUGCCUGGGUGCUACGUGCCUGCUUCUCCUGCUCGCCAUCGCUUUGGUGACUACAUUCUGUCGCCCUGAGAAACGGGACAACCGGGCCUACAACUGCAGACAGGCUGAGUCAAGCUACACCCGCCAUCCUCGGCGUCCUCAGAAGAACAUCAGAAAAUCGGACAUUCAGCUCAUUCCCGUCAUCCGGGGGCGAAAGGAAGACCGCCCCGAGGACACUGGCGAAGCCCAGCCACUGACUCCACCUUCAGUCUCAGAGGAUCUACAAACUGAGAGGCAGUAUAACUUAAUCCCAUCAGUUAUGAACACAAGCUUCCAUUCCCAAGGCUACAUAGAAGGUGAUGCAUCUCCAGCUGUCCCCCAUCACUGCAAAACACUCAGGAAACCUGGAAACAUUGAACUUGAUGGUGCUUUACCUCUGACGCCAGCCACGUCAUACCGGACUCUUCGCAAAGCCAGAAACGCCUCGUCGUCUUCCUCGGCCUCACAUUCAAGCACCUUGAAGCGCCAGCAUGAUGGUAAAGAAGCAGAGCUGCCUCUAUCGCCGUCACAGGCGACUCUCAGGAGGCCAAAGACCUCAGACGGACGAGGACCACGUGACGCAGAGCACCGGCAGAUGCUUCGGAAUCUGGUUCGCCUGUCCAUGGCUGCAUUUGGAGACUCCAUCGAGCUUUCCUCAGCUUCCCCAGAGGUGCAGCAGAUCUCCCAGCUCCUCUCUCUCCUCCGUCAGGGUCAGCUGCAGCCGAGGCCAAACUUCAGAGGAAACAAAUACUCUCAUCGCACCGGCAGAUAUGGAGGUCAGGACUGUUCUGACUGGCAGAGCACCAAAGACAGCGGACACGGUGAGAGCGAGGCUGGAGACGUGGACUGGGAACCGGGAAGAGACUCUCCCAUCGACCUGCAGCUGGAGGAAGGCCUCAGCAACCUGCUCAGCAACUCCGAUGAUGUCUUCUCAGAGAUCAGCGACCCUGCCUGGAUGGCCAGACUCUCUCUGCCGCUCACUGGCGAUUACCACGACAAUGUGUUCGUCCCCAACGGCCCUCCGUCCCCUGAAGGUGAGGUCCUUCCCCGGGACGGCCUGGACUCCUCCUCCUCCUCCUUCUCCACCUUCGGUAAAACCCCGGAGAAGGACGGCCCGCUGGGUGGAGCUUUGCUGUCUGAGGUCAGCACACUGUUUGAGAUGCUGAUGACGCAGAAGGCCGACGCCCAUCCCGGCCCUCGGCCCGACGUCCUGUAUCGACUCUCGGCUGCGUACCGCCGCUCUCUGGGCCUGGAUGCUGCUGCUGGCGCCAUGGCGACGGCUGCAGGCGUCUCACCAAAGAAGUGUGGGAAUGCUGAGAAACAGUCGGGCCUGACCGCGCCCUCAGGACUCCACCAAUAAGUGUAACAUCUGUUCAGUGAACACUGGAAAAGACUGAGAGCAGAGCGAGUCUCUGUGUUUGAGGAGAAUGUAGAUAAAAUAUAUGAUUUAGACUGUAAAUAAGAUGAGGAUGAAUGAAGUCUUACUGACGACAAGUCUGACAUUCAGAUGGUGGAAUAAACAGCAGGACUGAGCAGCUGUCAGACGAAUCCACAUACAGCAUUUUACUGUCUCCACAGAUCGCAUUGUUUGUGCUCUAUUACACUGUUUUGUUCGACAAUGUUGUUUCCCAAACUAGCAUGACCAGACACAUUAAUGAGGAACACAGCAAGGUGCAGUCAACCAGAAUUGCCCUUUAGGAAAGAUAAAUAUGAAGUAUCUCCUCGUUUGCACAAACAAAACCAAAGAUCAGGGAAAAUAUACAAGUUGAACAUUAAAUAUUCUGUCAAGUUUAACCCUUUGAACUCUAAGAAUAAUGUGAUUUUCGUCAAAAUCUCAGGCCAUUAGCCAAAAAUCAACCACUGAAAAGAGAUCCUGUGAAAACCAAAAACAAUAUCUGUGUUCUGUGACGCAAAUGAGAAACUAUGACCGAAUCACAAAAGAGUUUUCAGGUAUGUCAAAGUCUGAGAGGAAAUUUAAACACAGCAGAUCAAUACAACAAAUGCUACACGGCUCAAAAAUGAUGAGCAAGUUGUUUAAGGACACCUUCAGCAUGGUGAAACAUCUAUUUAGAGUUAAUGUACAGAGUAGUAGGAAAAGACAAGUUUGCAGAGGCUGUAGAAGGUAGAAACAGUCUCAGUCAGUCAGUCUAUGAUGGAAAAAUGUUGAACAUACAGCAAAAAAAUGAGCUCGCAGUGAGGAAAAAUGUGAAAAAAGCAUCCAGAACUGCUGGAUUACGCUUUGCAAAACUAUCCUCUGACAGGACGAACGCAAAAAUCCAGACGCAGAGUUCUUCACUCCCAAGUUCUUUACAAUCUGACCUUAAUGAGCUACCAGGAUGUGAAACAGAAAAACAAUGCAAGGAAACAGAUCACUCAGGAAACAAACUACCUCUUUGACGCCAAACACGCCCAAAAACUAAAGAGAAGAGGCGAAGGAGAGCCUGCUCAGUUUGAUUCCGUAUGUGGGUCAAUCUUUGUCUUCACCUAUUAUAAUAAUUAUGUCCGUUUGUGACCUUAUGCUACGAAUUUUCGCUUCUCAUUCUUUCCCUGGAGGCGCAGUGCUGCGUUUAGUUGUUCUCCAAGCUGUAAAAAUUUGUGCUUAUGAAUUGUUUUUCAUUGUGAGGAUUAGACAUUGAGGUAUUUUGCUUCGGACCAGUAGGUAGACAGACUGGGGACGUCACCAUCACACCAGUUUAUACACACAACUGUACUGGAACUCACAGAUCCUGUCAAAAGAAAAUGGUGCUACAGUAUAUAAGUCACUUACCUCCAGGUUCAGGAAUAAUGGAACGGAAGAGAGUGCAAGUAAGUCAGACUGAAAGAGGAAGGGGAUCGCUGUUUUUAGACAUUUUCUUUCAUUAUAUUCACUCUAAAGAUGCAAAUAUGGAGAAAAAAAAAGCCUGAUAGCUUAAUAUUUGAUUGGAUCAGUCCACAAAAUUGAAAAAUGUUUCCUUUAUCGCAAGAACGCUGUCGGCAUUGCAGGACGCAUCGAAUAUGACGACAUUAGAAACUUUUUAAGUAGUCUUUGGUGAGUUAUCAGGAACCAGACGACACAUCGAGGGAAUAAAAAUGAGCUGUAGAUUGGGACACCUGCAGGGAAUGUACAAUAGAUCUGGUUGCUUUUUUUUCUUUCUUUUUUUUGUGUUUUUUCCCUGAAAACUUCAUGUUCCUAAUUACUGUUGUUAUGAGGUUAUUAGGGCUCAAAAAUGCUGAAAAAAAGUAAAAAGUGUGAAGUUCUAAACCACCUCUGUACUUCAGUGACCUGUAAACCUGAAACUGUGCAGCGUCAUCAAAUAUACUGACGCUAUUGUAUGAAGGAAGGUUGAUUAACGGGUGAGGAGGGAGGAACUUGUGAAUUUUACAUGUAUAAUCUCACACCUGAAACUUUACAGCAUCUAAACUGUCGUCAGCUCAGGUCAGCUCGGUUUAUUGAACUCCUUUGUUGUUCAGGUUGAAUCCGGCAGAAAGCGAGCCGGCGACCAGGAGGAAGUAUUGUUCUGUGUUUGUUCUUCCCUCAAGAAUGAAAACAACCAGCUGAAGGUGGAAAAGAAAAAGUGUUUGUUUAGUCUGAAGCUCUCCAGCUGUUUCUGAGUUUCCUCUAAAGUUGUUCUGUUUUUGUCCUUUUCAUAACUUUCAGCACUUUGUACAUAAUUAUUGUGAAGCUUUAAAAAAAACAAAAACAAAAAAAAUCAUUUUUUUAAUGCAAAAAAGUCUUUUUUUAUGAAUUGAAAAUAACUUGUAACUUUUUAAAUAAAGAGCAUCGUGUUUAAACUUA